Messenger RNA from Pipistrellus nathusii (Nathusius's pipistrelle), 402 nucleotides. The record is from the annotation of a GenBank genome assembly. Lineage: Eukaryota; Metazoa; Chordata; Mammalia; Chiroptera; Vespertilionidae.
AUGAACAAAGAAGGAUGGUUGCUGAUAAAGAAGGUUACUCCGAAAGAUGCAGGAAUGUACACUGUGGUUGUCUACCUUCCCAAUUUAAAAAAGGAAAUAGGAUUUGGACGGCUGAACGUAUACCAGCCAGUGAGAGUGCCCACACUCUUAGCCAGCAUCACCACAGCCACAGCGAAUAAGGACGCCGUGGUUAUGACCUGCUACACAAAUGCGCCUUCCAUUAAAUGGUUGUUAGAUGCUGAGAGUCUGCGGCUCAGGGAGAGGAUGAAGCUGUCCUGGAACAACAGAACCCUCACCAUAAACCCUGUCAGGAUGGAGGAUGCUGGGUUCUACCAGUGUGAAGUAUCCAACCCUGUCAGCUCUGUUGAGAGUGCAGCGAUUGAGCUGCAAGUAAACUAUUAG